AUGGGUUUAUUCGACAGGAGGGUAUGUGUUUGUAUAACCCACACGCACAAGUCGACGGCAGAAUCACCUUAAAAACAGAGUUACUAACUAAUAGAUAAACCAGAGAAGAGAAACGUCGUAUCAAGGGUUCAGCAAAUAUGCUCAAGACAUCAACACGUAUCACCAUCCGACUCAACAUGCUGGAUUGCCAAUCGUUCCUCUGUCACAACAACGCACUCAAUCGCUAACCAAUGCAGGCCAGGCCGCGGUUGCUGCGUUGAGACUACACAGUAGCCCCGUGAGCCAGUCGCCCGCCGCGGCAGCAGCAGCUGCUGCGGCCGCAGCCAAGGGCCAAGCGAAAGCAGGAGCGGUUCCAAGAUCAAACUCGCUAAGCAUGGCGAGUAGCGCCAGAUCGAACUCGUUGAGACAAUACACAUACCACCCUCAAGCUUCUUAUACUCCCAACACGAGAAAUGCGCCAGUGGCAAGAAGAUCAAAUAGCUUAACUUUGCAAAGCAGAAAUAGUCUCACUAGAAGCAGCCAACUCGCACGCCAGAAAUAUCAGCAGCAAAACAACUUGCAGGAAGAAACCAACGAGGAUUUGGAAGAAGAAGAUUACGUGGUGACAACCACAACCACGAAGGUGGUUGACUCGCAAGGGCGGACUCUGUCAAUCACCACCAAAACCAUCAAGACUUUCCCCGAUGGUUCCAAUAUCAUUGAAACUUCCACCAAGAAUAUAUCGAGAAAUAACUCUAGGGCCAAUUCGCUUAGUUCUGCCAACUACAACAGAACCAAUUCAAUGUCCCACCAGAUACCAGUCAAAUUGAGCCAAAUUGACGAAGAUUUGCAAAACUUUGAUUACGAUUACCAAGUCGACGAUGUGCCCCCGGCAAACUUGAGAUUGAAUACUGAUGACAGUAGCCAGGGCUUUACAACUCUUGAAAAAAUCCACGAACCAGUGCUGGUAGAGCUGGAAGCGAAGGACAAUGCGCGGUUGGGUGAACCUUUUGACGAGCCACAACCACAACCACACUCACGUCCUAGUCAGAAAAGAGCUUCUUCCUUAACCAGUCAGAAUCAACCUCCUAAAUCAAUCUUGAAGCACAGCGUCGUUGCCCCAGAGGCACAACAAGAUAAUCAAGCACAAGUCCAUCUGCCAACCGUACAGUCUCCUACGGCCGCUGCUGCCGCGGCCGCUGCUUUGACUAGCCCCAAGCCCAUGUCAAGUGCAACACCUUCUCCGCAGCAGCAGCAGCAACAACAACAACAACAUUACCAGCAUCCAUACAAGAACUUGAGCCAGGGAACCUCGGUUCAGCAACAACAACCACAGCAACAACCGGUGAGAACUUUAAGGUCGCCAACGAGCCCCACAUCUAAACCCUCUAUUGGAUCACCCUUGAAGUCGCCAUCCGUUCAAAACGGAUUUGCUGAAGAUGCACACUCCGGACCAAACUCAUUUGCUUCUCCAAGACAAAACAUCCCCAAGAGCCAGUCCUCGGGAAGCUCUAUCAAAUUUGAUGAUCAUGUAGAGACCAUCCCAGUUCCUGUUAACCGCUCAAAUGUACACUCGCCACAAAAGCCGUACGUUCCAGGUAAUCGUCUGAAAGCCCCACCAAAGGCAAGCUCCUCAACUCAGCCUAGUGCCGACUUUUACGCUGCCGCGAUGCAAGCUGCUUACAAGAAAGUUUACGGAGAUCGCGAUCCAUCUCAAAUCUCUGCUUCACCACCUCCAGUGGGGGCAAGCCCCCGGGAGCCUGCCGCACCUCUUCAGGAACAAGUUUCCUCCGCAGAGGCUCUACCAGAAAAGAGGAAAUUUGGUUUCAUUCCGUUGAGUCCUCGCAAAGAUACUACUAUUCAGCCGGCAGCUCCCGAAUUGGAGCAAUUGGCGAUUCCAUCAACUGAGAGAACAUCAUCGUUGAACUCGCUUUCAAAGAAAAGAGCCCAACAAGCUGAAGCUGAUCAAUCCUUGCCCCAGAAUUACGAGUAUGCCAACCACCACAAGGACUUUGCUUUGUACUCAAUGAGGGAUGAACCGAUUGUUGCUUCAAAGAGGAAGGAAAGGGCCAAAGAGGAGCAGAGAUUGGCUAGGGAGCAGGCGAAAGAAGAGCAGCGGAGAGCCAAGGUGGAAGCUAAAGAGCACGCAGAAAGGGAGAAACGACUUGCCAAGGAGCGAGAGGAGGAAGAAAAGAGACUUGAAAAGGAAAGAGCCGAGGAGGAAAAGAGAAUACGAAAGGAGGCAAAGAAAAAGGACAGAAAGGGAUUUGGGGGAUUGUUUGGAAAAAGAAGACGCCAAAGCCAAUCUGGUGUCUCUAUUGAUUCAUCGGAAAAUGGUGUCGGUAAAACUGCUCAAAAUACUCAAACUCCUAUAACUGGCGGCACUGCUGCAAAUCAAGUACCUGUUGCACCUGCAGCAGGCACUGCGGCUCCAGCCGCUGCUCCAGUAGCACAGCCAUAUACUCCACCUGAGCAGUUGACGAUACUAAGAGAAGCGGCCCCGGUAGUAACAAACGCUGCUGCUCCUCAAAGUUCUGAGAAUGGAGUAGGAGCAUCUGGCGCUGCACGCCCUCAGACUUUACAAAACCCCACCAAUUUAACGGAGAACGUAGGAACAGUCGAAGGGUACAAGCGGGACUUGACACAACCUACUGUUGAUCCGAAACAGGCGGAUUUGCAAAGCGGGUCAACCCAACCCGUGCAAGCUGCUGCGCCUGCAUCUGCACCCUCACAUGCACCUGCACCUGCACCUGCACCUGUAUCUCCCAAUGUCGAGACUGAGGAGGACAUUGCCGCUGUUGUUCUCGACGAUGGUGAACUAUACAGGAUAUCUGUUCCUAGAAAUUACUCAUACGAGGACAGGGAAGCUGAAGCGAGCGAGAAGCCUGCAGCUGGCAUUCAAACACAUUCACCGCUGGCUACUCUCAACAAGAAUGGACCAGCCCAUACGCCAAAAGCUACCGCACCUCAUCCUCAAGAAUACUAUCCACUGCCCAACAUAAGCAACAAGGCGCGCUAUUCUGCGUAUGAGCCAAACUCGUCACCAGUCGAGCAAUCAAGCAAUGUCGCCGGCGGCUAUGCAUCCAAUGGAUUGGGCAAAAUCUCGGUGCCGCAAUUGAAUGACAUUGAGGAUGAAGAUUUGGAAGAGCCAUCGUUCAAGAGCUAUGAGAAUUUAGCCACACCCAAAGUGCAAAGUCUUGAUAACGACAGAGAGGAUAUGAUUGAUGAAGGCGUUGUCGUGUUGGACGAGGUGCCAAUGAGAUCUGCAGCGAGGGUCGACGAUGUACCCGUGAGGUCCCCUGCUAGGAUUGAUGAAAGUGGUUAUCUUGAUGCGCCCACCAACUUUGCCAGUGCCAUCGACAUUCCCGUGAGGUCGCCUUCGAGACGCAAGGCGGCAGCACUGCAGAGUCAAGAACCGGCCUUGGAACUGGAAGUGGCGAAUGCUCGACAAAACCCUGUCCUUGCAGGAGAGUCUACCGCUCCAGUCAAGAAUGAUGAAGUGAAGGCUUCUGCAUUUGUGAAAGAAACCACUCCAUUGGGCGGAGCUGGCGCAAAUCCGAAUCUUGUAGGCUCACAAUUUAUCACAAACAAGGCUUCGACGGGAACAAUUGGUGGAUUGCCAUACUCUGAACAGACCAACAACCAUCCAAAUAAUUUGAAAAAAGAGCCCGCCGUGACGAACCAGAACCCAACGAGGAGCUCGCCUGUAGCACAACAAACACAACCACAAGAAGGCUUUGUUUUAGUUGAAGAUGCAGAGAGAGAUUCCAACUCUGCUCAACCUAGCGCAGAUACGUUGCCUACUACCCAAUCGACAUAUAUAGUCGAUCAACAGCAGCGAAAGCCAUACGAUGAUGUGGUUACAGAAGAAGGCAAAGAAGCUAAAAAGGGAAAGAAGGUGAAGAAGGAAAAGAAGCCAGGCUCUUUUAAGCACAAGAUGAUGAAGUUUUUUGUCAACAACUACGAUGCUUAA
Messenger RNA from Lodderomyces beijingensis, 3952 nucleotides. Lineage: Eukaryota; Fungi; Ascomycota; Pichiomycetes; Serinales; Debaryomycetaceae. The record is from the annotation of a GenBank genome assembly.